AUGAUAGCUGAUGCUCCCACACCCGAACCACCACAGGAUACAAAUGUAGUUCCUCCGCCACCACAGCAGGCAAAUACAGUUCCACCGCCACCACAAGAGGCAACUGCAGUUCCUACGCCACCACCGGUGAUGAGGACAACUCUCGAGUCAUCACAGGAGACGUUGGCAUCAUCAAUGAUGGAUGAAACCUCUUUUCAGGCAUUGGAGGAGAUGGACGUAACCCCUGAGCCACAACAACAGAAAGAGAGACUUGUAUUGGAAGAGAUUGAGAUAUCUUCAAAUGAACCAGAAGAGAAAGAGCUAGAUCUCCAGCUAGCACAAGGGAGAAAUACAGAUACCUUGUCACCUCUGCAGACAGAGUCAACUUCUGAAUCUGAACCAUCACAGGAGGUAGAGUUAGUACCUGAGCAACUUAAGGAAAGAGAAACAGCUCCAGAGUCACCACAGGAAAGAGAAACAGCUUCGGAGUCACCACAGGAAAGAGAAACAGCUUCGGAGUCACUACAGGGAAUAGAGACCGCUCCACAGCCACCACAAGAAAAGGAGACCGCUCCAGAGUCACCACAGAGAAUAGAGACAGCUCCAGAGCCACCACAGGAAAUAGAGACAGUUCCAGAAAAAUCACAGGAAAGAGAGACAACACAAGAGAGAGAGACUGUUCCAGAGCCCCUACAGGAAAGAGGGACAGUUUCAGAGCCACAACAGGAAAGAGAUACAGCUCCAGAGCCUCCACAGGAAAGGGAGACUGCUACAGAGCUACUACAGGAAAGGAAGACUGCUACAGAGCUACUACAGGAAAGGGAGACAGCUCCAGAACCACCACAGGGAAGAGAGACAGUUCCAGAGCCUCAUCAGGAAAGCGAUACAGCUCCAGAGCCUCUGCAGGAAAGAGAGACUGCUACAGAGCUACCACAGGAAAGAGACACAGAAAGGGAGACCGCUAAAGAGUUACUACAGGAACGGGAGACAGCUCCAGAACCCCCACAGGAAAGGGAGCCAGCUCCAGAGCCUCAUCAGGAAAGAGAGACAACACAAGAGAGAGAGACUGUUCCAGAGCCCCUACAGGAAAGAGGGACAGCUCCAGAGCCACCACAGGAAACAGACACAGUUCCAGAGCCUCAUCUGGAAAGCGAUACAGCACCAGAGCCUCUGCAGGCAAGAGAGACUGCUACAGAGCUACUACAGGAAAGGGAGACAGCUCCAGAACUACCACAGGAAAGGGAGACAGCUACAGAGCUACUACAGGAAAGGGAAACAGCUCUAGAGCCACCACAGGAAAGAGACACAGUUCCAGAGCCUCAACAGGAAAGAGAGACAGCUCCAGAGCCUCCACAGGAAAGGGAGACCGCUAAAGAGUUACUACAGGAACGGGAGACAGCUCCAGAACCACCACAGGAAAGGGAGACUGCUACAGAGCUACUACAGGAAAGUGAGACAGCUCCAGAGCCACCACAGGAAAGAGACACAGUUCCAGAGCCUCAACAGGAAAGAGAUACAGCUCCAGAGCCUCUGCAGGAAAGAGAGACUGCUACAGAGCUACUACAGGAAAGGGAGACAGCUCCAGAGCCACCACAGGAAAGGGAGACAGCUCCAGAGCCUCUGCAGGAAAGAGAGGCUGCUACAGAGCUACUACAGGAAAGGGAGACAGCUCCAGAGCCACCACAGGAAAGAGACACAGUUCCAGAGCCUCAACAGGAAAGAGAUACAGCUCCAGAGUCUCCACAGGAAAGGGAGACCGCUAAAGAGUUACUACAGGAACGGGAGACAGUUACAGAGCUACUACAGGAAAGAGACACAGUUCCAGAGCCUCAACAGGACAGAGAGACAGCUCCAGAGCCUCCACAGGAAAGGGAGACCGCUAAAGAGUUAUUACAGGAACGGGAGACAGCUCCAGAACCACCACAGGAAAGGGAGACAGCUACAGAGCUACUACAGGAAAGGGAGACAGCUCCAGAACCACCACAGGAAAGAGAGACAGUUCCAGAGCCUCAUCAGGAAAGAGAUAUAGCUCCAGAGCCUCUGCAGGAAAGAGAGACUGCUACAGAGCUACUACAGGAAAGGGAGACAGCUCCAGAGAAAGAGAUACAGCUCCAGAGCCUCCACAGGAAAGGGAGACCGCUAAAGAGUUACUACAGGAACGGGAGACAGUUACAGAGCUACUACAGGAAAGAAGUACAGCUCCAGAGCCUCCACAGGAAAGGGAGACCGCUAAAGAGUUACUACAGGAAAGGGAGACAGCUCCAGAGCCAACACAGGAAAGGGAGACAGUUUCAGAGCCUCCACAGGAAAGAGAGACCGCUACAGAGUUACUACAGGAAAGGGAGACAGCUUCAGAGCUACUACAGGAAAGGGAGACAGCUCCAGAGCCACUACAGGAAAUGGAGACAGCUUCAGAGCCACCACAGGAAAGGGGGACAGCUUCAGAGCCACCACAGGAGAGGGAGACCGCUUGUGAGCUACUACAGGAAAGGGGGACACUUCCAGAGCCACUACAGGAAAGGGAGACAGCUUCAGAGUCACCACAGGAAAGGGAGACAGCUUCAGAGCCACCACAGGAAAGGGAGACAGCUUCAGAGCCACCACAGGAAAGGGAGACCGCUUGUGAGCUACUACAGGAAAGGGGGACACUUCCAGAGCCACAACAGGAAAGGGAGACAGCUUCAGAGUCACCACAGGAAAGGGAGACAGCUUCAGAGCGUCCACAGGAAAGAGAGACCGCUCCAUGGCCACCACAGGAAAGAAGGGUAGCUUCAGAGUCAUUGCAGAUGGAGGAGACACUGGCAUCAACUGAGAUGGAUACAUCUUCCGAGGUAUCGGGGGAGAUCGAGCUAGAUCUGCAGCCAGCACAGGAGAUCGAGGCCGUACCUGAGAA
Molecule: messenger RNA, 2872 nt
Organism: Mizuhopecten yessoensis (Yesso scallop)
Lineage: Eukaryota; Metazoa; Mollusca; Bivalvia; Pectinida; Pectinidae
Product: involucrin-like
Exons: 6
Coding region: 1-2748 (915 amino acids)
Source: RefSeq, a predicted model, not a curated record